AAUACAAAAGCCUACACGACAUUCCCCAUUGUCAUCGUCCAUUGUUGUUGUUGUAUCAUCAUGUGUCCUUUCAUUUUUAUUUUUCUCACACUUCCUACUCUCAAAUUUCCAUCAUCUCCUAACGUUUAAUUUUUUUUUUCUUCUUCACACAACCAAAAAUAAAAAACUGCCACUCUCCUGAAUUCUCCGCCGGAAACAACCUCGUACCCACUACAUCGCAAAAAGCUGGUUCCUCGUUCCAUUUCCGUUGUGUCUGUUAUUUUGUUAUUAUUAUUAUUAUUAUCAUUCUCCGUCGCCGUGGGACUAGUCGGGGGAGUAGCGUUUUUUUGACGAGGGUGGUGUUUGCUAACGUGAGCCGGGAGCGUAGGAUUAGGGGAACUUAAAUUAUUAAAAAAAAAAGAAACUGGUCGUUUUAUUUUUUAAUCUGGAACGUACACGUGUACGGCGAUGGAAGAGGAGACGAUGGUGACGUGGAGCACCUGGGAGGAGCUUCUCCUUGGUGGAGCGAUUUCCCGGCACGGAACCCGAGAUUGGACCGUCAUUGCCGCCGAACUCAAGACCCGAACCGUUUCACCAUGCAUUUUCACACCCGAGGUUUGUAAAGCCAAAUAUGAAGAGUUGAAUUUCCAGUAUCCUGGGGGGUGCACGUCUUGGUUCGAGGAGCUUAAGAAGAAAAGAGUGGCAGAGCUUAAGAGAGAUUUGAAGCAAUCUGAGGAAGUAAUUGGGUCCCUUGAGAUGAAGAUUGAAACCCUUAAGGCUGGAAGGGAUGAGAAAAGAGAUGAUUGCCAUGUUGACAAUGGCUCGGCUGAACCAGAGUUAAAUGUUCCUUCUCAUAAGUUGGAUAGAGUUAACGAUUCUCCAAAAGAGAUGUCAAAGGAUGGGUUAUCUGCAGGGAGUUUCACACAUGAAACUAAGACAAACUGGACUCAUGAAUGCCAGAUUCCGGCAACAUCUUGUGAAGAUGUGGCGACCAAGCCUGAAGCAUCAGGGUCCACUAAGCAGGAGAAAGUUUUGAAUGUAGAUAAGUUGGCUAACAUUGUAUAUCAAGAACAUGGAGGGUGUUUGAAAAAACCGAGAGGGAAGAGAAAGAGGAAGGAUUGUAGCAGAAGUAUUAACGAAGUAAGUGUAAGAGAAAGUGAUUUUUCAGCUGAUGUGUGUAAAGAAAGUUCUCUCAGCUACUGUGGCGAGAUUGUUAAAUCUUCUGGUGUGAAUGAGGAGAAUGCAAACUUGAAAACGGCUGGAAUAAAAGAUUUGAUGGAGCUCUUAGAUUCUUUUUUGGUAGUUCAAGGUGCUUCUGUCUUCACUUAUAAGCAUGAUAACCAGAAGCAAGGAAGAUACGAGAAAUUGAUCCGGCAGCAUGUGGAUUUUGACACCAUAAAGUCAAGAAUCCACAACGGAACAAUCAAGUCCGUGGUAGAACUUUUAAGAGACUUGCUACUCCUGAGCAACAAUGCUCUAGUGUUCUACUCCAAGAACACUCGUGAACACAAAACUGGUCUACAACUUAGAGACCUUGUCAUCAAAACAUUGACGGAGAAACUCGAGAGUUCUAGCACAUCACCUGUGGGUGAUCCUUCCGUGAAUGUCAUAAGCACACGUUCUAGCACAUCGUAUCUGCGUGAUUCUUCAGCUAGAGUCAGAAGCAUGCCUUCUACAUCGCCUGUACGUGAUUCGUCAGUGAAAGUCAGAAGCAUGCGCCCUGGUAACCGCAAGAUUGUUGCAAAGGUAGCUGGUGGCAGCAGCUCGGCUGAAAGGGUCUUAGUUGGAGCUAAGAAAGCUAACAAAGUAGAUACUAUACCAGCUGAAAGGGUCUCAGCUGCAGUUAAGAAAGCUAACAAAGUGGAUUCUCCACCUUCAGUGGAAUCCUUAAGCAUCAAGAAAGCUUGUGGUGGUAGAACAAGAACGGUUGGACAUGAAAGUGCAGUCAAGAGAAAUGCAACACCAAGGAAUGAUAGGAAAAGGAUAGCAAAGUGAGGGUUUGGCCCUCUUGAAGGGUCUCUGUACAAAGAAAACCCUUUCUUUUUGGUUUGCAUUCAGAAGGAUGAAGUUUCAUGCAAUCAGAAGGAACUGCACCAGGGAAAGUACUGGCUACUUCAAAUAUAUGAUAUUUAAGUAGUUUUACAAUUAUGAACUAAAAAAAGUUCUAAAUUAUAGUAACCAAUCUAGACAAAAUUUCAAACUAUAGUAGGUACUUCUGGUAAAUCUUUGGCAAGUUGUAAAUGCAAAUUUUGUUUUUACCAAAAGAGAAGUAUACUAAUUUAAAUCCACAGGAAGUUAUGAAUUAGCGUAUUACAACACACCAGGUCAUUAUUUUACUCCA
Molecule: messenger RNA, 2320 nt
Organism: Glycine soja
Lineage: Eukaryota; Viridiplantae; Streptophyta; Magnoliopsida; Fabales; Fabaceae
Exons: 5
Coding region: 448-1974 (508 amino acids)
Cellular component (GO): NuA4 histone acetyltransferase complex
Molecular function (GO): protein binding
Source: RefSeq, a predicted model, not a curated record